GCCCUACAGGAUAGAACUAAAAAACCGAAAAAAAGGAAGUGGAGAAUCCACUGCAUAAUUCCUCAAGAUCUGUUCUAGGGUUCCUCAAUUUCGAAGUGUAAUUGACGCAUUAACUUUGAAAAAUUCGAUCAUUUUCGGUUGCCACCUCCAAUUUGAACAGGCUUUCUUUUUCCCCCUUUUUUGCGGUUGGAGGGGGAAGGAUUUGGAAUUUGAGGGUUUUGAUUUGCUUGGGAAAGAAUUGGGUUUGGUUUUCGAGAAUUGUGAGGAUAUUGGAGAAAGCAAAUGCCGGAGGAGGAUCUGGUAGAGCUGAAAUUCAGAUUGUACGAUGGAUCAGACAUCGGUCCGUUCCGAUAUUCGCCGGCGUCGACUGUUGCUAUGCUGAAGGAAAGAGUUGUCGCAGAGUGGCCUAAAGAUAAGAAAGUUACCCCAAAAGCAGCAAAUGAUGUGAAAUUAAUAAGUGCCGGGAAAAUUUUGGAGAAUAACAAGACCGUUGCACAGUGCAAGACGCCAUUCGGAGAGCUGCCUAAUGGAGUUAUCACCAUGCACGCUGUUGUACAGCCAUCGGUAGCAAAAGCUAAGACAGAUUUGGAGCUUUUAGUCAUGUGGAGCUGUUAACUUUUGCACAUAGGUUUCUUGAAUAAGAUACUAUGCUCGAAAGUAAAUCUAUGGUUUCAGCAUAAAUUUGUAUGCGUUCAGUACUUUGCUUAUCACACAAGUUGGAAUGAUGUUAUGAUGAUCACAUUACAAAUAUAGCUAUGACAUUGACUAAAACUCCUAAAAAUGGAAGUUGAGGACAGGGGAUGGUUGGAUCUAGGGAAUACUUGGACACCUGAGAAAAGAAGCAUACGGUCAAUGUGGAUUUUGAAAUUUUUGGCAUGUUUGAAGGUUCAAUAAUAUGAAUA
Salvia hispanica is the source of this 902-nucleotide messenger RNA. RefSeq names its product membrane-anchored ubiquitin-fold protein 3-like. Gene Ontology annotation, molecular function: protein binding. The record is from RefSeq and is a predicted model, not a curated record. NCBI's taxonomy places the organism in Eukaryota, Viridiplantae, Streptophyta, Magnoliopsida, Lamiales, Lamiaceae.